This is a messenger RNA of Nymphaea colorata (pocket water lily), 2006 nucleotides long. RefSeq names its product receptor-like cytoplasmic kinase 176. Gene Ontology annotation, molecular function: ATP binding; protein kinase activity. Bases 297 to 1859 code for a protein of 520 amino acids. Gene Ontology annotation, biological process: protein phosphorylation. The transcript has 5 exons. The record is from RefSeq and is a predicted model, not a curated record. NCBI's taxonomy places the organism in Eukaryota, Viridiplantae, Streptophyta, Magnoliopsida, Nymphaeales, Nymphaeaceae.
GCGCUAUUCUGGUUUUCGCUUUGGUUUCUUGCCUUUUCUGAUGUUGGGUGGUGAUUGAAUCGUCUUGUUUUUAGUAGUCUCGUUUUCGAGGGUGGGAUUUUUUGGAAAUCUUUAGUUUUCGGGUUCUGGCUUGUGAGAUGCUGAUUAUUCUCUGUCAUGGCGGGUUUCUUUCGGCGUUAUUAUUUUGUGAAUUGCAAGGUGGGUCUGAAGAACGUUUUCGGAUCUCCUGGUGGUUCCGUAGAGGAAUACUGCGAAGGGUUGUUCAUUAGGCCUGAACUCCUCAUAUAAAUUACAGAAUGGGUUGUUUUAUGGUAUUAAAGAACAGAAAGAAGAGCUCUGAUCGGUCCUCCCAUAUAAAUUCCAUUGAAGCUGUAGAUAAUCCACACUCUACCAUUCAGUCGGUGCCUCGAAGUUUUCAAAAUAGAUCGAAGCUUGAGGCAAUUGACAAUCUGCACAACGAAAGGACGUGUUUCUUCUCUCCACCUUCAAGUUUGGCAAUUCAAGAGCAGGACCAGAAGAGGGCUGCAGGUGAAAAGCCAACCAUUUGUACGACACACCCACUCCCUCUCCCAUCACCACGGGGUGGUUCACUGAAGCAAAUGAACAGCUUCAAAUCAAUCAGUAUCUCUGAUCCAAUUCGUUUAUCUGGGCCACUUCCUCUACCUCCUCUGGGUGGCAUCCGGUGUUUCUCAUACAGUGAAAUAGUAGCUGCCUGCAAUAACUUCUCACCUGAUAGAUGCAUGGGGGAAGGAUUAUCUACUACUACUUACAAGGCAUCAUUUGGUGAUGAAUCUUGUGCUUCAAAGACCUUUGAUGCAACUGUUGUCCGCCUUCACCUUUCCAAGCAGAGGUAUAAGGAUUUUAUGAGCGAGAUUGAUAAGAUAACGACUUUGCAACAUCCCCUGCUAUGUAAGCUGAUUGGGAUUCAUGCACGUGAGGGAUCUGAUCAGUUCAUGCUGGUUUUUGAAAGGCUUUUCCAUGGAAGUUUGGAUCGGUUGCUUUAUGGCAGAUCUGAUGGACCUCCAAUUGAUUGGAAUACAAGAAUCAAGAUUGCAGUCUGUGCUGCUCAAGGGCUUGCAUUUUUGCAUGAAGAAGGACCAUUUCAGGCAAUGUAUAAUGAGUUCAGAUCAAUGCAUAUUCAGAUUGAUAAGGAUUUUAGUGCAAAGCUCUCUGGAUACGGUGCUGGCAUUUGCGACGCAGAAUCCGACUUUUCUUGUUCAACAGCAUCGGUAAACCUUCCUCCUGAGACCGUGGAGCGAGCAUUAGUGACCCCCAAGAGUAAUGUUUGGAGUUUUGGUAUCCUGCUUCUUGAAUUGAUAACAGGGCGCCAACAUCUGGAUUCUGAUUAUCCAAAAGAAGAACGGAACCUUGCAAAGUGGGCUAAGGCUUUCCUCUCUGAUGACUGCCGAUUAUCUCUGAUAAUAGACCCCAAACUGAGAGGCCGUUAUUCAGCCAAAGCUGCUAGGCUUGCCAUUGAAACUGCUGGGAAAUGCCUUGGAAGAGACCCUUCAGACAGACCCACAAUGCGAGAGGUUUUGGAAUCACUCAAAUGUAUACAAGACAUAAAGAUUCCUCACCUAUUUCCAUUGCAGGAGCCAACUACAGCUUCUAAGCCACUAAUUGACACAACUGUUCUCAACCACCAGCAGCUAAAUCUGAUGACAAGUUCCCCCAGCGUCAAUGGCAUACCUUCACCAGUUGGUGGUUCCAGAUCAUCACAGUCACCACAUUGUCGAGUGAAGCCACUGGCUUCGCCAAGACCGCUUUCUCUACCACCCAGAUUUUGCCCGACCUCAACUCAGGGACUCUGCAAGCUAGAUUCCCCAGCAAGGAGAGCCGCUGGAGUUGCUGGCUUUUAGUUUAGUUUGUUGUAUAGUUUUUUUUUUUUUCCUUGUAAUUCUGUAUUUUUUGGAAUGAGAUGUGGAGAAAGAAGGUAUAGAUGGAAGAAUAUGUUGAGGAAGAGAUAGAUUUAUCCGGUUUCUAAAUAAUUUUCAAGGUUGUUCCUA